Molecule: messenger RNA, 2891 nt
Organism: Sphaeramia orbicularis (orbiculate cardinalfish)
Lineage: Eukaryota; Metazoa; Chordata; Actinopteri; Kurtiformes; Apogonidae
Gene: spic
Product: Spi-C transcription factor (Spi-1/PU.1 related)
Exons: 7
Coding region: 1475-2263 (262 amino acids)
Biological process (GO): cell differentiation; regulation of transcription by RNA polymerase II
Cellular component (GO): nucleus
Molecular function (GO): DNA-binding transcription factor activity, RNA polymerase II-specific; sequence-specific DNA binding
Source: RefSeq, a predicted model, not a curated record
CAUAUACAUUGAAAAUAUCAGCUAUCCAGCACUUUUGUCAUUUGUUUUCCAAAUCAUCUUAUUAAAGCAUGGAUGAUAUCACACAUCUAAUCUCUGAGGCAGAUCAUUUCUACAGAAUUGUAGACCAGUGUAAGAGGAGAUACUCUCUAAUAAACUUCUCCAUCCUGCCACCUGCUGUUCAGUCAACACCACUGCCGUAAUACAGCAUGAAAACUAUGAAACGUGAAUCAGGAAACACCAGAGGUGUGCAACUGAAAGGAUGACCACAGAUAGGCAUGUGUAGCUGAUUACAUGCCCAUAAUUUAGUAACAUUUAAUCAUUUAAAAACCUAAGAAAAACAUUAAAUAACCAACAGAGACAAAAUGGGUAAGGGUAACAGGUGUAACUUUUUUGCCUGUAUUAUGAAUCUAUAUAAAUAUAUAUACAUCAAUAAAAAGUACUUGAGCAGAUUAUGUUUAGUGUUUUAUUAACCAUGACAUGGACAUGAUCACACUCUGUGGUCACACUAGCAUCAACCUGAUAGACUGAUUAUACAUCAGUGGCUUUGACACUUCUUGAUUUUCAUCGAGUGCCAGUAAAUAAAGAAGAACAAUGGGCUCAGUCUGUGCUGCGGUUUGCCUGCCGUUCCCACAUGCAUGCAGCUAUUGAAUUAAGAAGGGGAAGGAAAGUCCUUCUUUAUUUGGACAAAUAAACCUGCACUAUACCUGCUCUGUUAAACAACACAUGAGUGCACCAUCACACACUAAUCUCUGUCUUUUUUUUUCCUUCUAACAUAUCCCACACACACCUGACCACAUAUCAUACCUCAGUUUCCUGAUACCUGACCUGAUCACUGCCAAACAACACCAGUUAAAUGUAUCAAAAGGAAAAUUACAGUAAAGUCAUGGAAGCAAUACCAUUUUAAUAAAGUAAUGUCUAAAAUGUAUUAGUGCCAAUGACAUAAAAACAUAGAAAAAAACAAUGUUUGCUGUUUUUGUCACCAGUUUAGCAUCUACUCUUUUAAUUAAGUAAAUCAAUUGCACAAGUACAUUAUUUUUAUUUAUCUAUUUAACCUUUUUUCAACCAGAAAGGGCUUCUUGUAACUAAAAACAUCUUCUUUAGGAGCAUUCAUGGAUUUCGACAGGGUUUGUGUUACGAGCUGCAUACAAUGUAAGGCUCCGGCUGCAGCUGAAAGGUUGUGGUCUGUAAUUUAUGGAACUGAUCUGACAAGAGUUUCACACCAAAUGGAAAGAGGGAAAGACGGAGUAGGAGAGAGGAUGAGAUUGUGAUCUCCACUAUGAGAGAGUGUGAUGCUCAGAUGUCUAUCUGAUCUGUGCUUUCAAAAAAGAGAAGUGUAGAGCUGUGCUCCAUCAUGACGUAAACAACUGUGAACAGGUAUAUAUAUGUACCUUUCCAAAUACUUUACACCUGCACUUGUGUUCCUACCUGUUAGGACAGAAGUAGAUUUAUCUGACGACACAAUCAAGAAUAGAAGAUGACUUCCUUGGACAAUGACAUGAACUUCCAGGAUGCGAUUGAUGUGAUUCAACAGCAUUCAAACAAUUCAUAUUAUGAUUCAGAGUACUCAUACUAUGAGACUCUGGGUCCACCGCAGCCAUCACUGCAGUGUCAGAUCUCCUGUUGCCUGGUCACACACCCUUCUGAUGUAGCAGCCCCCACGUAUGACUGGAAUGACACAACUCAGCAGUCCUGGACUCAGGUUAUUCCUGAGGUCUCCUUGAGUCACUCUGUGCAGACAGAAUCCCCUCAUUUCUACACCAUCUUACCACCACAGAGGAAAGGUCGGAAGAAGCUCAGACUUUAUGAAUAUCUCCAUGAAGCUCUGAAUGACCCCAACAUGGGUGACUCCAUUCAGUGGACGGACAGCGGCAGUGGAACCUUCCACUUCAUCUCAAAGAACAAGGAGAAGCUGGCAGAGUGCUGGGGCCAACGCAAGGGGAACCGCAAGACCAUGACCUAUCAAAAGAUGGCACGGGCCUUGCGAAACUACAGCCGAACCGGUGAAAUCAUCAAGGUCCGCCGCAAACUCACGUAUCAGUUCAAUCCUGACAUCCUGCACAGGCUUGGCUCUGCACAGGUGCCAAUGCACCUGCCCUGCCACCCUGCACAGGAGGAGGCCCACCCCCAGCAGCCACACCCGCCCGAACAGACCUACUGCAGUUCAGCAGCACCAGACUGGCACAGCUGGUAUGGACACUACCCACUACAGGAAGACUACGACCUGGCCUCCAGCUUCACUUCACACACCACAACCAAGCUCUGAGCUGAACAACAUUUCAGCCACAAAGGACAGAAGUCACUUUAGUCAUGUCACAGUGGGACUAAUAAGGAGGAUUAUUUGUUGUGUUUCAAGGGAGUAUGGUUGUAAAUUAUUUGUACAUUUUAAUUUCUUAAGUACAAUAUAAAAUAGGAUAUCCUUAGAUUUAAAUGAAAACAUGCUAAUGUGCCACAAAAUGUACUUUGUCUCCACACUUCACCCACACUGUAAACUCAACAGUCAGCUCAGCUGUAUUUAAAGAAUAAAUUAAUGCUGGGUAACUCAACCGUUACGUUCUUCCGUGUAUCUUUUAUCGUUAAACUGAUGAAAUGAACAUAAAACAUCAACUCUUACCUGUAUCACUUUGUAAUGAUAAUGACAUUUACAAUGAGAGACACCCACAUUGGUCUUGAACACAAUGUUUUCCACCAGUACACAAAGCUACAGUUUGUGUAAUUUAUAUUAUAAAAUAAAUAAUGUUUUAUAUGCCUCCUGUUGUUACAAGAAGCAACCAGGUAUAAGCAUCCUGUAUAAUUAUUUGUACAUGCUGAAAUUUCUCUUGAUAAAAGCUGUUUGUUUAUUUAUGUUAGAAAUAUUUUAAUGCCAUGAUUAUUUGUAGUUCUUCAAAUGCUGU